GUUUCUCUCAGUCCUUAACGUUAACACCCAUUUGCACAUGAUGAAGAGUGGGAAAACCAGUGGCUCGGGCGCGAAGCUUCGAGACAGGAAUGCGGGUGGGAUGUCGACACACAAGCGAAUGGUUGAAUGCCAGUAUUGUAGGAAACCUCGAGCAGACUUGGAUGGACCUUUGCAGUGCUGCUCUGGGUGUAAGGUCGAUGUAUACUGCAGCAGGGAAUGCCAAAAGAAAGCAUGGCCCUCUCACAAAAGCAUGUGCAAGCAGAUACAACAAAGGGAUGCAGAGGCGACCACAGAGGAAAUGGAUGAAAUUGUGCUACUCAGGAAAUUCAAGGGCAAACAUCGCCCUAUGAUCUUCGAAUGCACAGUUCAAGCUCUCGACCUCUACAAUGACCCUACUCGCUCUCAGCGGUACAUCCUUAUCAUCGACCUCGAACGCCGACCUCAUUCGAACCAACCUGCAAUCGCAUUUCGCAUGGUAGAUGCACGUGUUGUUGCAUUCGAGGAUAUGGAAUCGGCUCAACGAAAUGAAAUGCGCAUUCAAAUGCAUCAAGCAGAGGGUGCCUUGAUGGGCUCCGGGGAUGGGACGAUUGGAGUUAUGUUCACUAUGCUCCGUGUGAACACCGGUGCGGCCACGAUUGCUGGUGCUGGUUUUACGAAGGAUGUGUUGGUACCAUCAAGAGACUGGAAGGGCUUGCUGAGAACAUGUAUGAACAAUGGGGUUGUCGUUUAAUCCUUCAUCCUUUAGUGUUGCACCACUCUUGCUCCCUCUAUCAGUGACUGUUUUGAAUGCUAGUUAGUAACUUCUGUAUAGUUCAAAGAUACAUAUAGAGUUUGGGAUAGGGCUGAGAUAAAAUUUACAUACUCAUUUUAGCUUUUGGCUUGUUGAUACUUAAACUGAUUAUCCUCAUUCUUGUCGGUCAGCCUCCUGUUCUUUAACUUCAAUGGAGAUAUUCAGCCUACAUUCAAAGCUAAGGCCUUCAUAUCAUGG
Somion occarium is the source of this 988-nucleotide messenger RNA. NCBI's taxonomy places the organism in Eukaryota, Fungi, Basidiomycota, Agaricomycetes, Polyporales, Cerrenaceae. The record is from the annotation of a GenBank genome assembly.